This is a messenger RNA of Cyprinus carpio (common carp), 1038 nucleotides long. Its product is annotated as SH2 domain-containing protein 4A-like. The record is from RefSeq and is a predicted model, not a curated record. Bases 103 to 1023 code for a protein of 306 amino acids. The transcript has 7 exons. NCBI's taxonomy places the organism in Eukaryota, Metazoa, Chordata, Actinopteri, Cypriniformes, Cyprinidae. Gene Ontology annotation, molecular function: protein binding. Gene Ontology annotation, cellular component: cytoplasm.
AGAUUUGACAAAUGUUUAAACUCACAUGAGGGGAAUAACCUCCCUAUUAUUUGUUUUCAUUAAAAUGCAUUGUUUUGUUUUGUUGUUGUUGUUUUCAGUUGCAUGUCGAUCCUGAACAGCACUGAACUCUCUGGAUGGAAGUGUGGGUCGUGCCGGUUGUUUUUUAAGUAUUGGCACCAGGAAGAGUUGGCACGUCUGCUGGAGAGACUGGGACGAGCGGCACUAGUCAUUCAGAAGAAUUACCGCGCUCGGAUCUGCCGGAGGAGGUUUCUGUCUCUGCUGGCGGAGAUACGGCGGCAGCGGCAGGCUCAGCGGGAGAGAGAGGAGCGUGAGGAAGAGGAGGAGAGGAGGAGACAGCAGCUGGAGGACGAGAGGAAGAGGCGUCUGGAGCUGGAGCAGGAGAACCUGCGACCGGUGCCUCUGCCGAGGAAGAAGAAGCCGGAGCCCAGGCCGCGCUCGGUGCUGAACACCCUCCCGAAAGCACCGCAUCUUGCACCUGUACCGCGGCCCCGCAGCAAGCUGUUUGAGGCGACUCCGUUUGAUAACGAGCUGAAUGCUUCUCUGAUGCUUCAGCCGAUCGAUGAAGAGCGAAUGAAAGAGAAACACCUGAAGAAGACCAACACCAUCCGCUGGUUCAAAGAGACGCAGGCGAAAGCUGACCUCAGAGACGGAGGCUUCCCCUGCUGGUUCCACGGCAUGAUCACACGCAGACAAGCAGAAGAUCUCCUGAUCGACAGACCUCUGGGCUGCUUCUUGGUGCGUGUGGGUCAGAGCCGGGAGGGUUACACGCUGACCUUCAGGGGAGCUGAUCGCUGUCGUCACUAUAUGGUGGAGAUGCAGAGCAAUGGGAAGUAUGUGAUUCUCGGGGAGGAUCGGGCUCAUUCCUCUCUCACAGAUCUGGUGCAGUAUCACACUCAGGUGGGCAUCAAGCCCUUCAUGGAGCUGCUGACGCUGCCCUGCGGUCAGGUGAGUGUCCUGCACUCAGUGUUGGGAAGCUUACUUUGUGUAAGCUACAGAUUGUAAGAAGCUACAGAUUAC